AUACACACACACAUACACACAUGCACACAUACAAACACACACAUACAUACACACACACUCACACACUGAGGCCUGUAGAGUUCAACAUGGAGCUCCUGGGAUCUUCAUCUUUCAUCUGAGGGUUGACCUUUGACCCCACAGUGAACCUGCUGGGAGUUCAGCGGCUGGCUGAACUGUAAAUAACUUUUCUGUCUUUAGGAUAUUGGACUCUAAUUGACCUUUGACCCCUCCCAGAUUGAUGAGCCACAACAGGUUGGUGCUCCUUGUGUUAACACACACCUGUAUGCUCCAGAGCGGCUGAUGAAGAUGAUUGGAUCAUCUGGCUGUUCCUGAACCAACAGGUGUGGUGGGACCCAGGUCUUGGUUCUGUGAGUAUUCUGUUGCCUGAGUGGGCGUGAACCAACACCUGGGUUCUGUUAGAGGAAGUCUGCUCUUGGCAACAGCUCUUAGUAAAUAACGUUUGAUGACCAAGUUUAAAUCUGCUGCUGAUCCAGGCAUUGUUCUGCUGAUCAGAGAUGUUUUCUGAUCUACAAACAUCCUGUGAGCAGAAACCUCAGCCACCACCCAACCCCCCUUCCUCUGCAGCCUGGCCACGCCCCCUUCCUCCUCCUGCUGCUGAGAAGAAGCGUGCUCAGCUGUCGAGACUGGCUGUUGUGAGUGAGGAGAGAGCAGGUGAGUUUGUCUGCAACUGAAUGGAGACCUGAGAGAAGAUGUUUGUGUGCAGCCUGACUGUGCUGCUGUUGGCAGCUGGAUCUGAAGCUCAGAGUGGAGACAGAGACUCGGACACAGCUCUCCGGCUGAGCUGCUUCUCUCACAUCAGCUUUACAGACUGCAGUCUGACUUGUCAGCUGCUCGGAGACGGCACCAAUGAGGAUGAUGAGGAUGAUAAAGGAGAUGGCAUUGAGAUGAUGGUCGUGUGCCAACGGUGGUGGGUCAAAAACAAAGAAACGAAUAAAUGUCUGAAGGUUGAAGGACCCUCCAUCACAUCCAAAGACCUGCAAGCUUUGCCUGAUACCGAUGUGACUGUCCACCUGAAGACGGGAGGACAGGUGUCCACUACUGUCAAACUGCAGAAAAUCGUCAAACCUACAAGUCCUCGAGUCUGGAACCUCACCCUUGAUUCAGAGUCGAACCAGGUUGUGAUUUAUAUCGCGAUUCUUCAGGAAGACUACCUGACGUUGGAAAAACUCUUCUUUCAGAUGCACAUCUGGACCGAUGGGUUCGCUCUGAUUCAGAACAUCUCAUCGCAGAAUGUCAUCCAGAUCAGCACGCAACAUCUGCACCAGAGGUCACCGUAUCACGUGAAAGUCCGAGCAAUCCCUCAGGGUUAUCUGCAGGGGACCUGGAGCGAGUGGAGUGAGACGUCGAGCCUCACUCUUCCUGAGGACGAGGAGCCAACGAGGAUGGAUAAAUGGCAGGCGCCGGUGUACAGCGUGUGUUUUAUCGCCCUUGGGGUUGUGAUGUCCAUCCUCGCCGUCUUGUGGAAAAACAGAAUAUUCACCUACAUGUGGCCAAACAUCCCUCAUCCCAAGCAGACUCUGGUGCAGAUCUGCAGGCCAAAUAAAGGUUUCCUGCUGAACCUGAACCCUGAGGUGUUCAGUUCUCUGAAGGUCUACCCUCUGGAGAAAACGGAUGAAGCGGGCUCCAGCCAGAGCUCCGACUGCACGAGCACCACUAGUGUCAGUACGGAGGAGCUGGAGGUUUCAGCCCUGCUGAGGAGGAGCUGCUCUGAUGGUGAGGACAGCCUCCAAACCCCACCUGUGUCCAGCUUCCUGCAUCAGGAGGAGGCACCUUCUACAUCUCAGUCUGAACAGAGCAUGGUGGAAAACAGAGUGGAGUGUGGAAUCAAUCAGCAGGAGGAGGCGUACGUCACCAUGUCCAGCUUUUCCCAGAUCAAGUAGCAGCAGCGGACUACGACUGGACCCUGAGUCUGGGAGCUACCUGCAGGUAGACGUCCCUCACCUGUUAAGCUGCUGGAUGGAUGCUAGUGAAGGUGGAAGAGGUUGGAAACAUUUAUUUGAGCUUUUCCGUGGAGUUCCUGUUGACCAGGUUAAGGAACGCAGGACUUUGAUCCCACUGAUCCUGAACCAUGGUUGUUUAGACUUUCUGAAGCCUAAGAGUGAGAACAUUUGGGUCCUUCCAGUCUAAACUAAAACAAAAAAGAGCUUCAGGACACUUCUGCACCCCUCACCAUGUCUUUGUUCCUCUGCAUGGUCUUCCACGAUGCUUCCUAAGACAUCUGUAGUAGAUAGACAUCCUAACAUCUGUCAGCCCUGCCCACCUCCUGUCCACAACCUAGGACCUUGAUAAAGAAAUAAGUCUUUGAACUUCAAGUUAUUCCCAUCAGUCUGCAGUGUUGGGAUGGUUCUGCUUCGGGUUUUACUUCCCAUUCAAGUUUAUUUCUAAAGCAUCACGUCAGGACCUUCACACAGUAAACAUUCCAGUAUAAGUCAGGUCAUUAAGCCAAUCAGUAACAAGUUUCCUGUAUAAGGGACCCAGCAGGUUGCAUCGAGUCAUUGACUAGUGACAGUCUUGUCAGCAAUCCUCAUACUAAGCAAGCAUGCAGCGACAGUGGAGAGGAAAACUCCCUUUUAACAGGAAGAAACCUCCAGAGGAUACUGGCUCAGAAUAAGCAGCCAUCCUCCACGACUCACUGGGGAUGGAGAAGACAGAGCAGACACGCACGCACGCACGCACACACACACACACACACACACACACACACACACACACACACACACUUACGAAUAUUGAAGCUCCCUCAAGGGCCUGUGUGUAACUAACCCUAACCCAAAGGCAGGUCAGAACUUCCUACAGUACCGUUGGUGAAGGUUGUCAGACAUCCAGGUCUUGGUAAUCACCUCCAGCACCAACCCAAACACAUGCGAGUCCUUCUGAUGAACAUGAAGAACAUCGAGGACACGUUUGUAAGACAGAAACCACCCAAGGCCCUGUACCCCCACUAGAACCACCGGAAAGAACUCCCAUCUCCUCUGUGAACGGUUCUUCAUGCUGCUCAUUUCUGAAGUCAUCAGACGGACCUCCUGAAGCUGCUGAGUCAUCUGCAGUGCUGCUUCUGAUGUGUUGCCAUGGCAACACUCGCUAAAUGAAUCUUGUAUUUAGUUGGUUGCCACAGAGACACCAGACACAUCACUGCUGCUAAAGUCUCAGACAGGGCCUUUUUUAUGUAGCUGGUUGAAGUCCAUCCGUACAUGAACAAUGAUCUGAACGCACGUUUGUCAUUUAACCACAGCUUGCUUUUAAUUACAAUAAAGUAUUUAUAUAUAUGUACAUGUAAUAAAGUAAAUAUACGUACAUGU
This is a messenger RNA of Nothobranchius furzeri (turquoise killifish), 3320 nucleotides long. It is a transcript of the gene il7r, whose product is annotated as interleukin 7 receptor. The record is from RefSeq and is a predicted model, not a curated record. Gene Ontology annotation, biological process: cytokine-mediated signaling pathway. Gene Ontology annotation, molecular function: protein binding; cytokine receptor activity. NCBI's taxonomy places the organism in Eukaryota, Metazoa, Chordata, Actinopteri, Cyprinodontiformes, Nothobranchiidae. Gene Ontology annotation, cellular component: external side of plasma membrane.